UUUUACAGAUUGUAAACCAAGAACUAAAUUGAUAGGACUAGAUCUAGAUAAGAUAGUAGUAGUAGUCUAUAGAUCUACUUACUUGGCCAACUUGUGGCUUAUAGAGUCUAGUUAUAGACAUAGAUCUAGUCUAGAUCUCUACUAAGUCUAGUGUGACGAACUAGUAAAUCUACUAGCUAGAUUCUAGAUCUAAAUGAUUAUUUACUAGACUCUAUUAAUCUAUUAGACUUAUCAUUAUGAUGACUUAUGAGUCUUAUAUUUAUAUGCUUAUUAGUGACUAUUCAUACUCAUACUGGUAAAAUACUGGCUGGUAAAACUUUACUCUAAAUGUGAGUGUGAGAAUAGUAUCAAGUAACUCAAGUCAGUCAAGUAUAGAUCUAGUCUAGAUCUAGAUCUAGUCACUACACAGUUAUUAACAAGUAUGGAGUUAUCUGAUGUAAAAAAUGGAGUGUUACUCAUUCUGGUCACAGUUUUAGUACACAGCUGUAUGAUUAGAGGACAUGUGGAAGUUGAAGAAAAUAAUUUACUUAAAGAAAUAUCUAAUUUGGCAGCAGUCAAAGGGCUAUCAGAAAAGGAGACUAGGCAUUCAAGAGUUCUCGAAAGAUCUAACAUAGAGGAUACCAUCACAACAUUAGUUCUUCUACAAGUUGUCUUUCGACAUGGAGAUCGUAGCCCUACCCACACAUACCCCAAUGAUCCUUAUAAAGAUUAUUGGCCACAAGGACUGGGUCAGCUCUCAAAGGUUGGAAAAAUUCAAGCACAUAAUCUUGGAAAAUCUCUUCAGCAAAACUACACUAAAUUUCUUGGUACUAAAUAUAAUCAUAGUCAGAUUUUUGUGAGAAGCAGUGAUUAUGAUCGUACUUUAAUGACUGCAGAGUGUGUUUUGGCUGGACUUUUCCCACCAAGCAAGGAAAACCAUGAUCCAGAUAAGAAGUUUUUCACCAGUCUCUCCAACCAAUGGCAGCCGAUUCCAGUACACUCAGUGCCUCUAAAAUUUGAUAUAUUACUGCGACCUUCACAUAGUUGCCCUUUUAUCCAACAUCUGCGUACUGAAAGAGAAGCUAAUCAACUUCUUAAUAGAACAGGUCUAUUUGACAAGCAACACAUGUUGGAGCUUAGUCAAAGAACAGGGAUGGAGAUGAAUUUUACAAGUUUGUUUGACUUUGUAGAUAAUAUAUUUUGUUUGAAACAACAUAAUUUACCUCCACCUGUAUGGCUUAGCCAAGAAAUGCAAAAUCGACUUAUUAAAUACAAGUUAAAGAGAGAGUUAGUUUCCCCUAAAGAUGCCAAAUAUUUGAUGGGAACAUUGUUUACAACACUUCUGAAUAACAUGCAGAACAAAAUCCUGCACACAACUGAUCCUGUUAAAAUAAAUCUAUUCUCUGCUCAUGAGUCAACAGUACGUUUCUUGAAAGCCUUGCUAGGGGUAGAUAAUCAAAGAGAAGUGCCUUACAUUGGUGCUGUGAUUAUAGAACUUCAUAAAUUCAAUGAUGCCUACUAUGUCAAAUUUGUGUACAGAGAAGAUUCCAGAAGUGAAGCCUUACUAGUCAAUGGCUGCAAUAAUAUGACAUUAUGUCCCUUUGAGGUCUUUCAAAAAGCUUACCAAGAUCUGGUGUUUUCUAAUGAUGAAUGUGCUGACAUUCGUUUGGCCGAUGUAUCACAACAUUUUUUAAUUGACAACCUUGUUCCUAUCCUGGUUGCUGUUCUUGUGCUCUGUUUGGCACUCUUAGCCUUCCUAGGCUACAAGGUGUACACUGUGAAACAUCAGUUGAAGCAGACCCUGACCCAGGACCAAUACACUUUACUAGAGAAUGAUUUGGAGGUCAGUGAUAGUGAGAAGGAGUUUGAGCUGGAAGAAAUAAGUGGUCUCUAUGACAAGGUGUAUGACAAAGCUGGGAAUAGUCUACAGUGAAACACUUUUUAGGCCAGAUUAGUUCAUUUUAAAAUUAGUACUUGAUUACUCAUUCAGUUUUUGUCUGUGCUAUGUCUGAUUGCCAAAUUCACAAGAAUAAUCAUGAAAGUCACAAAAGUUUUAUGGUUUAAUUGUAGACCUUAGAAUAAGUACUGGAUACAUUUCAUCAGAGAUUUUCAUACACGGAGGUAAAGCCAUAAAUAGAAAUGUUUUAAUGCAUAUGGCAUACAGAAUAGGAUAAGCGAAUUAUUUGAAUAAAACCAUUUAGUUCUUUAUGAUUUUGUGGACUUUUAUUAAGUAGUGUAGAAUCAAAUUUCUUAGCUCUUUCACUUCUAGCACUAGGACUUUGUUUUGUUUAGCUGGCUAUUGUGAUCUAGGACUUUGUUUUGUUUAGCUGACUAUUGUGAUCUAGGACUUUGUUUUGUUUAGCUGGCUAUUGUGAUCUAGGACUUUGUUUUGUUUAGCUGACUAUUGUGAUCUAGGACUUUGUUUUGUCUAUUUAUUUCAAAUCUCU
Biomphalaria glabrata is the source of this 2426-nucleotide messenger RNA. RefSeq names its product lysosomal acid phosphatase-like. Bases 422 to 1912 code for a protein of 496 amino acids. Gene Ontology annotation, molecular function: phosphatase activity. NCBI's taxonomy places the organism in Eukaryota, Metazoa, Mollusca, Gastropoda, Planorbidae. Gene Ontology annotation, biological process: dephosphorylation. The record is from RefSeq and is a predicted model, not a curated record. The transcript is spliced from 12 exons.